AAAACAAAAGAAGAAGAUGAAGCCGCUGCCUGAUUACGUCACCAUUCCGCGACGCUCACCCCAGCGUGACUGAUGUAUUUUGAGUUCUCUGUCGCCCUAAAAUGCUUAAAAAGAAGUCAAGUUGCGGCGAAAAGAAGCGGAAACACGCUUCGUCCGUUGAACGGCAUCGUGGGAGUAAACGUAGAAGCGCUGAAUGUAACGUAGAGGACUCGAAGGAGGAGCUCGCCGAAUCAGAGCUGGACAGGGUCGGCAGUGACAUCGAGGAAGGGGGACUGGAUCUCGCGGUGCCAUUUGAGCCCAUCACCGCUUAUACGAGCGACAAAAAAGAGAUGUUGGAGCAGUGCUUCCGCGUGUUAGGGGAGAAGAAACUACGCAGGAUGAUUCCCGAGGAAUUCAAGGAUUGUAACCUAGAGGAAAUCCGAAAACUGUGUUGGGAUCAACUUGAACCAAUUUCGGAGCGAAACAUCAUGCAGAUCCUAUCUGCGGAGCAAGUGACUAAAGAAAAUCAACCCUCAGAAAGCCAACAAGAAGACAUUGCGUCGUGCGUGAAAGACUCGACAAAAUGUGACAUCACCAAACAAGAGGCUGUUGCCUCCAGUGAGGACAGCGACGUCCUAAGCAUCAAUGCCGACACUAGUGACAUCGAUGCGCCCAAAGAUGACCAGCCCGGGGACAAAAAUGUCGAAGAGCAGUGUGUGCCGAAAGCUGAGGCCAUUCAAAGCGACAUCGACCGAAGCGUCAGUGAGAUAUUAGCGUCCAAGGACAAAGAAGCUAAAAAGGCGAGCCCAGCUUUGUCCGUCCAUGACGCUCCGGACCGUGCUGCCGCCUCUGUUAGCGCUGCGACAUGUACGCCAUCACUUCGGCAGCUGGAACUUCUUGAAUUGGAGAUGAGGGCGCGCGCUAUAAAGGCAUUGAUGAAAGCAAGCAAUGGGAAAGCAGCUAGCUAGGGAUAAAAUGCUAUAGUACGGAAAGUAUUCAUAGCGCUUCAAUUUUUCCACAAAAUGGAAUAAAUUAGUGAAUUUUUUAUUUUUUUUUUAUGUUUGCAAAUUUAUUAAAACUGAGAACUCCCAUUUACAUAAAUAUUGACUGCCUUUGCUCAAUACUUUGUUAAUGCACCUUUGGCAGCAAUUACAGUUUCAAGUUUGUUUUAAUACGAUGCCACAAGCUUGGCACACUUAUACUUGGGCAGUUUCGCACAUUUAUCUCAAGCUCCAUCGGGUUGGAUGGGAAGUGUUGGUUUUCAUCUAGGAUGUCUCUGUACAUUGCUGCAUUCAUCUUAGUCUAGUCAGGGAGGUGACCAAGAACCCGCUGGUCACUCCGUCAGAGCUACAACAUUCCUCUGUGGAGAGAGGAGAACCUUCCAGAAGGACAACCAUCUUUGCAGCAAUCCACCAAUCAGGCCUCUAUGAUAUAGUGGCCAGACAGAUGCCAUUUCUUAGUAAAACCGUUGCCAAAAUGAUCUUGAAAGACUCAGACCAUGAGAAACAAAAUGUUGUGGUCUGAUGAGACAAAGAUUGAACUCUUUGGCGUGAAUGCCAGGCGUCAUGUUUGGAGGAAACCAGGCACUGCUCAUCACCAGGCCAAUACCAUCCCUACAGUAAAGUAAGGUGGUGGCAGCAUCAUGCUGUGGGGAUGGUUUUCAGAGGCAGGAGCUGGAUAAAGGGAAAUGAGAAUGCAGCAAUGUACAGAGACAUCCUGGAUGAAAACCUGAUGGAGCUUUAAAGGUGCUGCAUAGGGAAAUUUGCGAAACUGCUCAAAGAAGGUUGUGCCAAGCUUGUGGCAUCGUAUUCAAAACGACUUGAGGCUUAUUGAGCAAAGGCUGUCAAUACUUAUGUACAUGUGACUUCUUAGUUUUAAUACAUUUGCAAACAUUUUUUUUCACAUUUAUACCAUGUUGGAAUGAGGCUGUAACAUAUCAAAAUGUGGAAAAGGUGAAGCGCUGCGAAUACUUUCCAUAUGCACUGUACUUGUUAUGAUAUCUUAUCUAAAUGUUUCAUAUCUAAUCACCCAAAAAUGGACCAUUCUAAGCUCUCGGCCCUCAGGUUUACACCACCAUGUCUUUUAGUUUCCUCCCAUCCGAGUGCAGCUGGGAUAGGCUCCAGCCCCCCUUCGAUCCCAAAAGGGACAAGCAGUAGAAAAUGGAUGAAUGGAUGUUUUUUUUAAAUGAGCUGUUGUAAAUAAAAAACUAAACGCCA
Messenger RNA from Entelurus aequoreus (snake pipefish), 2195 nucleotides. Its product is annotated as caspase activity and apoptosis inhibitor 1. The record is from RefSeq and is a predicted model, not a curated record. The transcript is spliced from 6 exons. Lineage: Eukaryota; Metazoa; Chordata; Actinopteri; Syngnathiformes; Syngnathidae. The coding region runs from base 102 to 947 and encodes 281 amino acids.